Messenger RNA from Vicia villosa (hairy vetch), 987 nucleotides. RefSeq lists its product as uncharacterized. NCBI's taxonomy places the organism in Eukaryota, Viridiplantae, Streptophyta, Magnoliopsida, Fabales, Fabaceae. The record is from RefSeq and is a predicted model, not a curated record. The transcript has a single exon. Bases 1 to 987 code for a protein of 328 amino acids.
AUGGAACUUAAAAGAAGAAAAACCAAGAAAUAUACUUUCAAGAGUUUAGAGGUGGAAGAAUUAAGAAAGCUAGGAUCUUUGAUUGUUGAUCAAGAUAAGUUUUAUAUCAAGUAUGGAAGAUUGUUGUAUCUCCUCAAAACCAAGAUGGAAGAAGGAAUCGUCUCCACUUUGUUCCAUUUUUAUGACUCAUUGUAUCAUUGCUUCACCUUCCCUGAUUAUCAACUAUUGCCUACCUUGGAAGAGUAUUCAAGCAUUAUUGGGUUACCUAUUACCGGAAGAGUUCCUUUCACUGGUUUAGAACAAGAUCCCAAUAAUUGUGAGAUUGAAAAAUCUACUCACUUGAGAAAAGGAGAAAUUAAAAAGAACAUGGUUACUAAAGGAGGAUUACCUGGGUUACCUGCUGAGUUCUUAAUUGAAAAAGCUCUCACCUUGUCACAAGAAAGAAAGGAAGAAGACUUUGAAGCUGUUUUUGCCUUGUUGGUGUAUGGAUUGUUCUUGUUCCCUAACAUUAACAACUUUGUUGAUAUGAAUGCCAUCAAGAUCUUUAUGAAGAAGAAUCUUGUUCCUACCUUACUUGGGGAAACUUACUAUUCUAUUCAUCUCAGAAAUUCCUAUGGAAAGGAAAUGGUUACCUGUUGUACUCCUUUGUUAUACAAGUGGUACAUAUCUCAUCUGCCUGACACCUCUGAAUUCUGGAGCCAGAAAGAAGGAUUGCAAUGGUCACACAAGAUUAUGACUCUUACCAACACUGAGAUUGUUGGGACAAACAAUCACUUUUAUAGAAUGAAGACUUUGGAUUACUGUGGUGAUUUUCCUAAUCUACCCCUCGUUGGUACAAAAGGAGCAAUCAGCUAUAGCCCCGUGUUAGCUCGUCAUCAAUUUGGGUUUCCCAUAGAAAAAAGACCAAGGAGAAAUUUAUUGGAGGGAUUCUUUCUAGAAGAAAGAGUUAAGAACAAGGAGUUUAGAGUAAGGAUUGCUAAUGCUUAG